Messenger RNA from Cyphellophora europaea CBS 101466, 513 nucleotides. RefSeq lists its product as uncharacterized. The coding region runs from base 1 to 513 and encodes 170 amino acids. The record is from RefSeq and is a predicted model, not a curated record. NCBI's taxonomy places the organism in Eukaryota, Fungi, Ascomycota, Eurotiomycetes, Chaetothyriales, Cyphellophoraceae. The transcript has 2 exons.
AUGACGGACGUUCCAGGCGCACCAGGCUCAGAGGAUAGCCGUUUUGUGACCAUUCACAUUGAGCGGACGCACGGAAAGAAAUCCGCAGGGAGGCGAGCCUUCCGUGAUCAAAGCAGCAAAGAGAACAAGAUCACCAAGGCUUGUCUUGCAUCGAUGGGUUUCAACCCAACCUCGAGUCCAGUGAACCUUAAGUGGUCAGUGGGGGGCUGGGACUGGGAGCAUGAUUUCAACAUCGUCGACAGCGCAGAUCAUGAGAUUGUCCUGGGCACUGACUCCCUGGAGGAGAUUCCCUCCGGCAUCCCGGAAGCAUUUCCAAUUUUUGGACGGCGCAUGAACAAAGAAGAACGAGAGAAGUUCGAGCAAUGGGAGAGGGAGAGCCGUGCCCGCAAGGAAGCGGAAAGGGAAGCCAGGAAGAAGAAGGCAGAGGCAGAGGCACAGGCAGAGGCGAAGGCGGAGGCAGAGGCGAAGAAGCGGCAGGAGACGGCUGCUCGAGGACAGAAGCACCGACUUUAA